This is a messenger RNA of Acomys russatus (golden spiny mouse), 1150 nucleotides long. It is a transcript of the gene C1qtnf6, whose product is annotated as C1q and TNF related 6. Gene Ontology annotation, molecular function: protein binding. The record is from RefSeq and is a predicted model, not a curated record. Lineage: Eukaryota; Metazoa; Chordata; Mammalia; Rodentia; Muridae. The coding region runs from base 132 to 935 and encodes 267 amino acids. The transcript is spliced from 3 exons.
CCCUCCAUGCCUCCGCCCUCCGGGCUCAGUCGUAGGCUUGGGGGUCGGGCCAGCAACAAGUUAUUAUCACAGACAUGGGCCAAGGAACCAGAGGCCGCCCGGGGUCUGUGAGUUGAGCCUGAGGCUGCAGGAUGAGGGUCAUCAUGGGGAUAGCCAGCCUCGGUUCCCUCUGGGCAGUACUCCUGCUUCCUCUUGUGUUUGGGGUCCCCACAGAGGAGCCCACCUUUGAGGAAUCUGUGGCCUCCAAUCGCCCCAAAGGCUGUCAACGAUGCUGUGAUCCUGAGGACCCAACGUCCUCUGCUGGCCCUGGCCAUGCCUCUGUUUCCCCUUCCUUCCCCUAUGUCAUGCCUGAGGUCAGGCCUUACAUCAACAUUACCAUCCUGAAGGGCGAAAAAGGAGCCAGAGGUCCUUCAGGAACACCAGGGAAACCAGGCAAGAAUGGUACCCGAGGGGACCGUGGCCCUCAGGGUGUCAAAGGUGACAAGGGCCAGGCAGGUAACCCUGGCAGCCCAUGCCAGCUACACUACUCGGCCUUCUCUGUGGGCCGCAAGACAGCCUUGCACAGUAGUGAGGACUUUGUCACACUGCGGUUCGACAGGGUCUUUGUGAACACGGACGGCCACUUCGACAUGGCCACUGGCCGCUUCGUGGCUCCCCUGCGUGGCCUCUACUUCUUCAGCCUCAAUGUGCACAGCUGGAAUUACAAGGAGACCUAUGUGCACAUAGUCCACAACAACCAGGCGGCCGUGAUUCUGUACACGCAGCCCAGCGAGCGCAGCAUCAUGCAGAGCCAGAGCGUGAUGCUGCCGCUCGCGCCAGGUGACCACGUGUGGGUGCGGCUCUUCAAGCGGGAGCGAGAGAAUGCUAUCUACAGCGACGAUGUGGACACCUACAUUACCUUCAGUGGCCACCUGAUCAAGGCAGAGGACAACUGAGCUUCCCCCGGCCACCUUUGUAGCUAGGCAGCUUGUCGGAGGGCUGCUGGCUAGGGAAGGUUCCAGGGUUAGGUCGGAUGCUCUUCCUCUUCACUGCUUAUCUUCGUCGCUACCUGUCUCUAUCCUCUCCCCCUCUUGGCUCAUUUUCAGAGAUGUUUGGGCUUAGGUAUUCCAGGACUUUGCCAGCCUCCAGAGCGGCUCUCCUCACACACUGC